UACUUGCCCCGCUCCCUCCUCCCUACUUUAAUGCUAGCUAAGAUGGUGGUUUGAGCGUAAAUUGUCUCCACAAUACCAAGAAAAACAGAGGGGCAAAAACACCUUAAUAGCCUUUUAUUUACAACAGAACAACACAUCUACGGUUAUCUUAAGUGGCCGUUUGUAGAAAUUUGGACAUUUCAGACACAUUGGCUCGCAGUCCCCGCCCAAUUUGGUGUGACUCCCUUGGAGAGGAAUCUAAGCUAAAUACGGACAGGCCCUGUGCUCUGUGACCAGCUUCAAUACUCACCCUCGCUGCGCCAUAGGAUGUCCCACAGCCCUGAAAUGAAGGACGACCCCAUGGAGUGCCCCUUGUGCAUGGAGCCGCUGGAGAUUGACGACGUCAACUUCUUUCCCUGCACCUGCGGCUACCAGAUCUGCCGCUUCUGUUGGCAUCGCAUCCGCACAGACGAGAAUGGCCUCUGCCCCGCCUGCAGAAAGCCGUACCCAGAGGACCCUGCUGUGUACAAGCCUCUGUCACAGGAGGAGAUCCAAAGGAUAAAGAAUGAAAAGAAGCAAAAACAGAAUGAGAAAAAGCAGAAGGUGACAGAAAACCGCAAGCAUCUGGCAAGUGUCAGAGUGGUCCAGCGAAACCUGGUGUUUGUGGUGGGGCUCUCACAGCGACUCGCCGACCCGGAGGUCCUAAAACGACCAGAGUAUUUUGGGAGGUUUGGGAAAAUCCAUAAAGUGGUCAUCAACAAUAGCACAUCUUAUGCAGGUUCACAGGGGCCUAGUGCCAGCGCUUACGUCACUUACAUCCGCUCUGAAGACGCUCUAAGAGCAAUACAAUGUGUGAACAAUGUGGUUGUUGAUGGCAGAACACUCAAGGCUUCUUUAGGCACAACAAAGUACUGCAGUUACUUCCUCAAAAGUAUGCAGUGUCCUAAACCUGAUUGUAUGUAUCUACAUGAGCUGGGGGAUGAAGCAGCUAGCUUUACUAAAGAGGAAAUGCAGGCGGGAAAACAUCAAGAGUAUGAGCAGAAACUCCUCCAAGACCUCUAUAAAAUUAACCCUAGCUUUCUACAACCUCCAGCAUGUGGGACAGAGAAGUCAAAGAGUAAAUCCAACUCCACACAGAGAACCAACAAUAGCAAUGGUAAAGAUGGGUGGCCGACGCUGUCAGGGCAUAACAAACUGGCCAAUGGGCUUUCAGAGGACCGCAAGUCCCCUCCGCUGCUAGACUAUCUAGACCAAGAAGUUAUUACUUCAGAUGGGCUAGAUACAGAGCUGGGUCCCGGCCAGCGUACUGCCCUGUCCCCAUUCUCCACUAACUGUGAUAUUAACAGUCCCAGUGACAAACCUCCAGAGUCGAUCAGUAUGGUAAAUGGAGAGACUUUACAACAGAUACCCACCAGUGACUCCCCCUCCCCUCCCCCGGGUCUAACCAAGCCCAGCCUGGUAGUGCCCAUCAGCGUGUCAGACCUCACGGCCCGUUCGCCCUUUGAGGGUGCGGCAGCUGAGUCCCAGUCGCUCUUUUCAGACAACAGUAACUUCAGACAUCCUAACCCUCUCCCCGCUGGCCUGCCCCCCUUCCCCAGCUCUCCCCGGGGCAGCUCUGACUGGCCCAUGACCCCUGAACCACAGAGCCUCUUCACAUCAGACACGAUACCAGUGUCUUCCUCUACAGACUGGCAGGCCGCCUUUGGCUUCGGCUCGUCCAGCAAACAGCAGGACGACGACCUGGGCUUCGAUCCUUUCGACGUCACUCGCAAGGCCUUGGCCGAUCUGAUAGAGAAGGAGCUGUCGGUGCAGGAUCAGCCCUUGUCCCCAGGGCUUCUCCCACAUGGGAGCAAUCAUGGUCCCAGCCUGCUGCCCCCCAACCCCAGCGCCUCUCACCACUUCCCUAGCGGCCUGCCACGCCUUCCCCAGCUCCACCACAGAGCCGUCUACAGCUCCUUCAGUUUCCCCGGCAGUCAGAACAGCCAGGCCAGUCAGCAGCAGCCAGCCGCCAGACACCCCUGGAUGGGCGUCCCCACACGAAAUAACCUCACACACUUGAACCACUCAGCCAGUGCUGCCUCACACAGUAAUUUACUGGACCUGAAUCUGCCCCCUCAGCACAACACAGGGCUGGGAGGGAUCCCCAUCUCAGAAAACAGUGGCUCUAUAGACGGCUUAAAUGUGAAAGAGUGGCAGGACGGCCUCAGAGCUCUCUUGCCCAACAUCAAUAUCAACUUCGGGGGCCUCCCAAACUCCUCUUCCUCUUCAUCCUCCUCAUCCUCCAACAGUGUUAACCACAUCGGUGGGCCGGCAGGGCCUGCAGGCAUCUCACACAGCCUGAGCUGGGACGGCACAGCCAGUUGGAUGGACCCUGCUAUCAUCACAGGCAUCCCCGCCUCGGCAGGCAGCAGUUUAGACUGUCUCCAGGACGACAACCCACCACACUGGCUCAAGUCCCUGCAGGCGCUCACAGAGAUGGACGGUCCGGCUAGCUCAGUGGUGCCCACUCCCCAGCCCCUCCACAGCGGCCUCCUCGACGCCCACCUCCCCCUCCACCACAGAGCCGCCGGCGGCUGGGCUCCCUACCUGCCCCCUGCCACAGCCAACCCCGCCAGCCAGUUCCACUCCCCUCCCCCAGGCUUCCAGACCGCCUUCAGACCCCCGGGACAGCCCGCCACAGAGCUGCUACAGAGUGCCGCUGUGGACCGCCACUGAAUACAGACUACAGCAGACACCCAUCCAUUCCCCCACUACCACUUUAUACCCACUCAUCCUAUACCCUGCUCCCCUCCCCCGACGCAAUACACACCAAUCUGCAGAGUAUGAAAAUUAUUAACAAAGUAACAAACAUGCUUUCUUCUUUUUCUCUUCCUCCUUCCUUUUUGUCUACUCCGAAGGCCAAUUUGUUUUUGUUUUUGUUUGUGGCACACAAGUUAUCAGUACCCUUUGUCUGCUACCAUCACCACUCCUUAGACCUAGUUCUGGGCGUAUCAUGGAGAUGUUUGGAGAUUCAUCGUGUAGCUUACUGUUAACGGAGAGCACAA
Messenger RNA from Thunnus maccoyii (southern bluefin tuna), 3023 nucleotides. It is a transcript of the gene cnot4a, whose product is annotated as CCR4-NOT transcription complex, subunit 4a. The record is from RefSeq and is a predicted model, not a curated record. Gene Ontology annotation, cellular component: CCR4-NOT complex. The transcript is spliced from 13 exons. The coding region runs from base 307 to 2694 and encodes 795 amino acids. NCBI's taxonomy places the organism in Eukaryota, Metazoa, Chordata, Actinopteri, Scombriformes, Scombridae. Gene Ontology annotation, molecular function: metal ion binding; ubiquitin-protein transferase activity; RNA binding. Gene Ontology annotation, biological process: protein ubiquitination.